AUGAGGAGGGCAAUUCUCAAGCUGGAGAAGCGGCCGCAGCCGCAGCUGCCUCGGAGCUCUGAGGAGCUGGAGGAUUUGCAAAAGCUGCUGCACUUCCCGGAGGAAGUGGCGCUCAGAUUGACGGAGAGCGAGUACCAGCUAUUUUACCAGGUACCACCCUGCGAAUAUCUCCGUCACGUCUCCCAGGACCUCACGACCUCGCAGCAGCGCCAGCAACAGAAAGAUCAGCAGCGGCAACAAACGAAGAAUGAAACCGGAUAUUUGAGUCAAGCCACUAGCCCGAGUCUCACUAGUAGUUCUACCCAAACUGAGGACGAGGCCUGCUGGCCUACCUCGACGGCCUCCGUCAGCGUGCAGACUCUCAUCGAUCGCUUCACCGCGGUAAGCUCAUGGGUGAGCCACGUGAUAAGCAGCGGAUCAACGAUCGAGGAAAAGCAAGCCUUACUCUCCUGUCUGCUGAGAGUGGCUCAAACCUGCUGGAAUAUCGGCAACUUUAAUUCCGCCAUGGAAAUUGUCGCUGGUUUCAAAUCGAAUGAAUUAAAGUCGUUUUGGCAGAACGUAAACGAACACAUCCCAGUUUUUGAUUACCUUUCUUCCGCUCUUGUGUCUUCCGAAUAUCAACAUGCCCUGGCCCGAGCCCUGUCGAUGCCGGAAUGCCCAGUUGUACCCUUCUUCGGGGCAUUCUUGCGCGAACUUCGAGAAGUCAUUGCUAAUGUCUCGAAGCAUCCACCGGAGUACAGAGAGAAAGAGACUUGGCGCGCUAGCAGUAAGGAGGGCGAGACCCUCGAAAACGUGCCUUCGCCCUCGCCAGGCGCAAGAGUCACCGGCGUCGAGAGUUGCGAGUUCGCCACAUCGGUAGCUGCCCCGGAAGCUGUUCAGCUACGCCACUAUCAUCAUCGUAACGAGCAGCAGCAGCAGCCGCAACAACAACAACAACAGCAGCAGCAACAACAGCAGCAGCAUCAGCAGCUGGAGGAUGCUGAGCAACAGAAGCAGCAGCUCUGGCGGCGUUUGCUGGAUCGAGUCGAGAGUCGUUCCGAGCAAUUAUCCCCGAGUCCCAGGACCUCGGGAAACGAGAGCGGCACCACUGCUGUCCUCGAUAAGGUAAUGCUGUUCCAUCAACAUCGUCACGCUCGAGGUAGAGACGCGACAACUGGCUCUUUGCACCGUACACUCAGCAUACACACGACAACUCUGGAGCAGACGUACAUGGCCGAGGAAUGCGACGAGAACGACUACCACUUGGAUCUUGAUUCCUACAGGGCCGUCCAGCCACUCAAACACGAUCACGGCGUUUCUCUCUUCCCCGUAGCUGCGCCCCAAAAUGGCAUGGAUUUGCAUCUAUUACAAUUGCUACAUCAUGGGACGACACUCGUGCACUGGGAAUGCGAGGGCGGAACCUCGCGAACCGCACUAGUGUAUGCGCGAGUGGACCGAGCCUGCGGCACCUUCCUCUGGGAAAAGCCAAGCUGGAGCUCACUGAAGACAGGGAUCACGGGCCCGGGGCCAAGCAUCGCCGAGUACAAUCUGUCGGCGAACCUCGAGGAUGGCACACCGAGUGGCCUCGUGACGCGGUACUCGGCACAGCCGCCGGAUUGCGCCUCGGUGAGCCUCGAAGAGGGCCAUUUGGACCUAUCGUGCGUCAAGGAGGUAAUGAUCGGCUGCUGUGACCGAGACAGAGACCACGACUUGAGGGCAAUCUGCAAGAGGUACGGCUUACCUGGCUCGGACUCUUGUAUCGGCCUCAUGUACGGCUCCAACCUCUCGGACAAUCGGCUCAUCUUCUUGCUCUGUCCUCCCGCUUUAAGCAAGAUAUGGUACAUGGGCCUCUGCUGGAUUCUCCGAGGUCUGAAGCGUCAGCAGCACCUGACGGAUCGUCGCUCGCGAUGGUUAAAAGAAAAAUACCUGCAGCUUUACUUCGAGGAGCGCUGCACGGAGCCGACGACAGCCGAUGCUAUUCGCGUUUUCGGCGGUAGGGAUUGGUCGAUGACGGAGAGCAUCGGCACCCUCUCGCCUACGAGCAGCAAUACGAUGCGCAAGCGAAACGCCAAGAGCAAGAAGACCAAAUCCAUUGGAAACAUUCAUGCACUGACUAAGGACCUCAGCUUGAAACAAUACGAGAUUUCAUCGUCGGACGGCGGUCUAUCAGCUACGCCACUCCGUCACAUUCAGGGCAGCAGGGAAUCCUUGACAAAAAUUAUGCCUACCUCUCCACGUAUGGCCCGGGAUCGUAUACCUCCACGGAGUCCACCAGGAUCCGUCGAGCGAGUUAUCAAUCUGCCGUACACCAGCCUUCAAAGCCUAUUAUGUGUUGCCAGAGAUAAGGAGAAAAAUGGCUCAAACAUUAGUGGAGGAGGAAGCAGCAGUGGCCUUGGUUUAUCUGGAGGAAUCGAGGCGACUUGGCAAGUUAAGGCGCGGGCUACUUCCAUUAUGUACGAGACGCAGCUAAACUUCGUUGAAUUUGUCGCGCUCCAAGGAAAGAUUUGA
This is a messenger RNA of Ceratosolen solmsi marchali, 2487 nucleotides long. Its product is annotated as 1-phosphatidylinositol 4,5-bisphosphate phosphodiesterase epsilon-1-like. Gene Ontology annotation, cellular component: plasma membrane. The record is from RefSeq and is a predicted model, not a curated record. Lineage: Eukaryota; Metazoa; Arthropoda; Insecta; Hymenoptera; Agaonidae. The coding region runs from base 1 to 2487 and encodes 828 amino acids. Gene Ontology annotation, biological process: Ras protein signal transduction. The transcript is spliced from 10 exons. Gene Ontology annotation, molecular function: guanyl-nucleotide exchange factor activity.